AUGGCCAAGAUGAAGUUGGGAUCAAUGUUGAAGUCCGGCAAAGCACCAACUGGUCAGCUCGUCCACAUCUCGGAUAAUUUCUUACGUUUGAGGCAAGCAUGCUGUGCUCCAGGUUUGCUUUUGGAUGCAUCAAAAGCCAGAGUCGAGAAGCAGAUCAUCAAGAACGAAGCAGAUGAAGAUGAUGAGAACCCUCAAGAGAACACAGACGCACAGUACACCAUAUCCAGAGAACUGGAGCAACUUUGCCGGUCGGUGGAGAAAGACCAUGUGCUACCGGCGAAGACCAGGGUGCUACUCAGUCUCUUGGACCGGAUCUACGGACAAGACCCUGAAGCAAAGGUCCUGAUCUUCACGGAAUGGACGAAGCAUUUGCAGCGCAGUUCUCGCGGAUACAACUUUUCCCCUUUCCAUGGUGAGCUCUCACCUAAUCAGAGGGAUGAAGCCCAAGCAGAGUAUUUCCCCGAUGGCGUCAAUGGAUCGAUCCUCACCGUUGGGGCUGGUAGAGUGGGGUCGAAUCUGGUGAAGGCGAACAUUGUGAUCAUGUUGAGCCCGCCUUGGAACCCACAGCGAGACGCUCAAGCAAUGGACCGGGCCUAUCGGAUCGGACAACAUUUAGACGUCGAGGUCCACCGCAUCUUCACCCUCUCUAUGGAACUUCGAACAGGCUACAAUUGA
Messenger RNA from Letharia lupina, 675 nucleotides. RefSeq lists its product as uncharacterized. NCBI's taxonomy places the organism in Eukaryota, Fungi, Ascomycota, Lecanoromycetes, Lecanorales, Parmeliaceae. The record is from RefSeq and is a predicted model, not a curated record. The coding region runs from base 1 to 675 and encodes 224 amino acids. The transcript has a single exon.